Sebastes umbrosus (honeycomb rockfish) is the source of this 10279-nucleotide messenger RNA. It is a transcript of the gene obsl1b, whose product is annotated as obscurin like cytoskeletal adaptor 1b. Lineage: Eukaryota; Metazoa; Chordata; Actinopteri; Perciformes; Sebastidae. The record is from RefSeq and is a predicted model, not a curated record. The transcript has 37 exons. Bases 450 to 10067 code for a protein of 3205 amino acids. Gene Ontology annotation, molecular function: protein binding.
GGACAGCAGCAGCUGCAAAAGCAUUUAACGGUAUUCCACGAACAAUGACACUUGGGGUGUCUAAGGCCUGAGCGACACAGAGAUUGGGGGACCACUCUGAAGUUGUUAAACGGGAAGCUAGUGUGUAUGCUGAAGUUCUGUUUUCUUUUCCUCCUACCGGACAAACGUCUACAAAGAUGUACUGGAGUAGAACUUGGGACCUUUGAGGAGAGCAUGUGUCUAAAUCUGAAGUCAACUUGGGACAUUACUCAGCCUUCAGGAGACGAGUGGCAUUGCUUCUUACCUCGAAGAGAGAUUGCAAGUGCGGAAUGUAUGUUGACGGUCGUUCCCGGCGACUGAAGCGAGAAAUUUGCAGUGCAGAAGUUGGACCGUCUUCCCCCAGUAAAUAACUGCCCCGUGUUACUCUCCUGGACUGCUGAAGGUGAAGUGAGGCUGACACCAAAGCAGAAAUGGAUGUGUUUGGUGGUGCACCACGUUUCUUGGCCUAUCCAAGACCUGUGGUGGUACAAAGUGGAACUGAUGCAGUCCUAAAAUGUCAAAUUAGUGGUGAUCCGAGGCCUGCCGUUAUCUGGGAGCGAAACAAUGAAAGGAUUGACCCACUGGGACGAUACAGGGUCUUUGAGGAUGGAAACGUUUACAAUCUCAUCAUUUCAGCUGUGACCACAGAGGAUAGUGGCCAGUACAUAUGCAAAGCAAAGAACAGCAUUGGGGAAACAUACGCAGCGGCCACACUGAACGUGGAAGGCGAAGCACAAGAGAUGGAGUUACGAGAGGAAAAUAAGCCACGGUUCCUUAUCAAGCCCCUCUCCACUCGCGCCGGUCGUGGGGAUGAUGCCGUCUUCUCUUGUAAGCUUUGGGGAAACCCACGACCAGAGGUUGUCUGGGAAAAGGAUGGCAGGAAACUCAAUGAAAUAUUUGAAAGCACACAUUUCAGUGUGGGCUUCCAGGACGGUGGAUGGUUCCAGCUCAAGAUCUUUAAGACUCGUGCUCCAGAUGGUGGCGUAUAUACAUGCAAAGCCAGGAAUGAGUGUGGGGAAGCGUUGGCAGGAGCUGUGUUGCUGGUUGAUGCAGGCCCAGGACAUGAGGAUGAGGGAAAUCGUAAUGGCUACACGAAUGGCCACUGGAAAGCCAACCAGGGAAAACAGAGGAGUGGUAGGCAAGUGCCAAACCGGCUCAGAGACGACACCAUGACCAAGUCAACUAAAGUGAAAAUGUUUGCAGUGACAGAGGGUAAACAUGCCAAAUUCCGCUGCUUUGUGACUGGGAAACCCAAACCAGAAAUCAUUUGGAGGAAAGACGGCAGGCUGAUACUGUCUGGAAGGCGUUAUUUGUUAUAUGAGGACAGAGAAGGAUACUUCACACUUAAAGUUCUGUACUGUAAGCAGAAGGAUAAUGGAGUUUAUGUUUGUGCUGCGUCUAAUACUGCCGGGCAAACCCUCAGUGCCGUACACCUCUCCGUAAAGGAGCCGCCUGUGCGGUUCAAGCAGCCCCUCAUUGAUCUAGAAGUAUGGGAACGAGAUUUGGCUGUUCUCGAGUGUGAAGUUCCAGAGGACUCCGUUCCCAUCACAUGGUAUCUGGAGGACAGACGGCUGCAGCCAGGGGCCAAAUAUGGAAUGGAGGAGUGGGGAACAAAACGGCGACUAACUAUCCGUGACAUCGGAGUUGACGAUGAUGGGAUUUACCUCUGCGAGAUGCCUGACGGGGGCAGAAGCAUCGCUGAGGUGGCUGUGAAAGGGACAAUUUUGCGGAAGCUUCCAAGAAAAGUGGAUGUAUUGGAAGGCGAAAAUGCUGCCUUUUGCGUUGAAGUGGAAAAAGAAGAAAUGGACAUACAUUGGUACAAAGACGCCAUAGAGCUGCGUGAAACGCAUCAGACCAUCCUUAAGUCCUUUGGUCGAACUCACAUCCUGGUUUUCGUCAAUACAAUGCCCCAAGACUCUGGCCUUGUGACUUUCCUUGUAGGCAGAUCCAAGACUUCCUCUCAGCUAAGAGUGAAAGCGGCCAGACAUUGUCCUCCCAGUUGUCCAGUGGGAGUGCAAAUCAACACAGAGCGUGCUAAUGCAGCUCUUCUCUCAUGGGUUCCUGCUCAGGACACACGAAAGAAUCCUCCAUCUGGAUAUGUGCUUGAGCGACAAGAAGUGGGCACUGGCUCACAGGAGUGGCUACAGUGCCUAACCACUGACUCCGCAACCUCUGUGGAGAUCCUCGGUGACAGCGUACCAUGUGAAGCCGAUUAUCGAUUUCGCAUCUGCAGUGUAAACAAAUAUGGAAAGAGCAACAAUGUUGAGUUCCCUAAAGCUGUUCAUUUGGUUCCAGUUGCCAGAAUACAAGCUCCCUUACAGGAUGCGUUGGUGCCUGAGGGGCAAGAUGCCCUCUUCUCUAUUGAACUCUCUGCUUCAGUUAUUGGUACAUGGUUCUUAAGUGGUACUCAGCUUCAGGAAGAUGAGCGUUAUUCCAUGCGUCGUUCACGAACACACCAAUCUCUUCGCAUUCGAGGAGUACGUGAAACAGACAAUGGAGCCGAGAUCACAUUUAUUGCCUAUGGCAUCCGGGAUUCUGCAGCACUGUACAUUCAAGCUCCUCUUGUCAAGUUUUCACCGAUGUCAGAAAUGGAUCGAAACAAAUUUGUAGAAAUUGGGAACCCCAUUGUGCUCUACUGUGAGCUGUCAGACUCUUCAGCUCCAGUGAACUGGUACAAGAAUGGGGGGGAAUUACAAACAAUGGAGGGUCUGCAUAUCCAAUCAGAGGGCACCAUGAGAAGAAUUGUGAUCCAAUCAGCAGAGUUCUCACAUUCGGGAGUGUAUUGCUGUGAUGCCAUUGAUGACGUCAUCAGGUUCAAUGUGGAAGUAGAGGGUGAGUGGACCCCACCUGUGAGGUUUUCAGCAAUUCCAGAUGCUGAGAGGAACAAAACCAUCGAAAGCGGCUACUCCAUUGUUUUAUGCUGUGAGCUCUCAGAUCCUUCUGCCCAGGUGCACUGGUACAAAGAUGGGUCAAAGCUCCAUCCUCAAACUGGAGUAGAUAUUCUAACUGACGGCUUGGCGAGAACACUGAUUGUCCACUCAGCAGAAUUUUUCCACUCUGGGUUAUACUGCUGCAAGACAAAGGGUGACGCCAUCACGUUCAGUGUGGAUAUCAAAGCUCCACCUGUGAAGUUCUCAGCAAUUCCUGAAGAAAUGAGGACCAAGUUGACCGAAGCAGGCUGCCCUAUUGUACUCCAGUGUGUGGUGUCGGAUCCUGAGGCCCACGUUUGCUGGUACAAGGAUGAAAUGCAGCUCAUUUCAAACUCUGGAUUAGAAAUCCACUCAGAGGGCAACACAAGGACAUUAGUUGUUCAGUCUGCAGAGCUGUGCCACUCUGGUAUGUACAGAUGCACCACAAAGGAUGAUACCAUGGAGUUUCAAGUGGAGAUCAAAGCUAUACCAGUGACGUACUCUACUAUCUUUGACGUUGAGAGAACCAAGUCACUUGAAGCGGGCAAACUUUUGGAGCUGGAAUGUGAGGUUACAGACUCCACUGUGCCUGUCUGCUGGUAUAAAGAUGGUGUAAAGCUCUCCCCGCCGAAUGAUUGGGAUAUACAGAGUAAUGGCACGUUGAGGAGACUCAUUAUCCCAUCUGCUGAGCUCUUGCACUCAGGGCUAUACAGCUGUGAAACCUCUGAUGACACUAUUCACUUCACUGUGGAUAUCAAAGCUCCAACGCUGCAGUUGUCGCCCUCACCAGAGGUUGUGGAGACGCAGUCACUUGAAGCAACCUGCCCAACUGAACCAACAUGUGAAACCUCAGACCCUGCUUUCCAGGUGUCACUGCAGAGGGAUCAAGAACAGGAUUGUAUUAAAGAGCCUGAUUUUGAAAUGGAAGGCAUCAAGAGGACCCUUGUUAUUGAACCAACUCAUCCUUCGAACUCUGGAACAUACUAUUGUGCAACAGCAGAUGAUGUUGCCCAAUUAAUAGUAAACAAUCAAGUGCCACCUCCGACAUAUCUGCUUGGCCCUGAUGUUGAGAAGACCGAGUCUGCUGAAGCGGACUGCCAAAUUGUUCAGCAAUUUGAGAUUUCAGAUCCCAUUGCCAAAGCCUGUUGGUACAAAGACGGAACCCAAAUCUACCCAAAACAGGAAGCUGACUGUGAAUCACAGAGCAGCAGCCAAACCGUGCCCCUCCAGUCACAUGACUUGUCUAGUGAUGGGACAUUUGGCUGUGAAACAUCUGGCGAUACACAGUUGUGCAAUGUGGACAUGAAAGCAGAGCAGUGUCACUAUGGUGACGAGAUUGGUGAGAUAGCUGAUGCAUCUGCCCAAUACACUGAGGAUGUCAAAGCUCCACCCGUGAGAAUUACAAGACUUUCUGAGGCUGAGAGGAUCAUGUCUGUUGAAGUUGAUGAACCCAUAGUGCUGCGUUGUGAGAUAUCAGAUCCUAACGCUCAAGUUAAUUGGUACAAGGAUGGAAUACAUCUACGCGAAGCAGCUGGGCAAGACAUGCUGGCAGAGGGUUCCAUAAGAACACUGGCUUUCCAGUCAGCGAUGCUGUCUCAUGCAGGGAUUUACAGCUGCAAGACAACAGAUGAUGCAAUGCAGUUUCAUGUGGAUGUUAAAGCUCCACUUCUGAAGUUUUCAGCUUUAUCGGAGGGUGACCAGAAAAAGACGGUCAUGGCGGGCUUUCCCAUUGCUCUACAAUGUGAGCUGUCAGACCCCACUGGACAAGUCAGUUGGUACAAGGAUGGAACACAGCUCCUACCUCAAAAUGGAGUAGACAUCCAGUCAGAGGGAAAUUUGAGGAGUCUAGUUGUCCCAUCAGCAGAUCGGGUUCAUACUGGUGUAUACCGUUGUGAGUCAAAGGAUGAUGACAUCCAGUUUGCUGUGGAAGUAAAAGCACUACCUGUGAAGUUCUCAGAGCUUCAAGAGACUGGCAGGAGCAUGUCCGUCCGAGAAGGUUCUCCCAUUGUCCUCAGCUGUGAACUCUCUCAUGAUCUUUCCGCUCAUGUCGACUGGUACAAAGAUGGGAUGGAGCUCCUACCACAAAACAAUAUGGAAAUACAGUCAGAUGGUCUAACAAGGACACUACUCAUCCACUCAGCUGAAAACACACAUGGUGGCACCUAUGAAUGUUCAACAUCAGAUGACACCAUCACGUUUAAAGUGGACAUAGAAGGCCGAUCGCCACAGAUCAUGCCAAUCCCACUGUCAGAAAAAUACAAGAUGAUUGCAAUGGGUUGUCCAAUUAUCCUCCAGUGUGAGGUCUCGGACCCUGUCGCCCAGGUUUCCUGGUUUAAAGAUGAAGUGGAGCUUUUUUGCAAAACUGGCCUUGAUAUGAAAAGAGAUGGCAGUCUGAGAAAAUUAAUGAUCCACUCUGCUAAGGUCUCCGACUCUGGCCUCUACAGUUGUAGCCUCGCUGAUGAUGUUGUGACAUUCCAUGUGGACGUCGAAGGUGAUUUUCUUGUAUUCAGUUCUAAUGAGCUUCCAGCCUCUCCUGUGAGGUUUUCAGCACUUCCAGAGGUCGCAAGGAACAAAUUUGUUGAAGCAGGCUGCCCAAUUAAGCUGCAGUGUGAAGUCUCAGAGCCAACUGCCCAAGUCUAUUGGCACAAGGACGGAGAACAGAUACCUCCAAAGAGCGGAUGUGAAAUCCAAACAAAAGAAAGACUGAGAGCGUUGGUUAUUGCAUCGGCAGAAGUCAGACACUCUGGUAGUUACAGCUGUGAGGCCGCAGAUGACCAUAUAGAAUUCAAGGUGGAUGUUGCAGCUGUUCCAGAGGCUGAGAGGAGCAUAUCUGUUGAAGCAGGCAGCCCGAUCAAUCUGCAGUAUGAGAUCUCAGAACCCACUACAAGCCAGACCUGCUGGUGUGACGACGGAAUAAAACUCUUGCCAAAAUCUGGGAUAAACAUCGACUCCGAGGGCAAUGAGAGAACACUGGCUGUGAAGUCGGCCACGUCUUCAUGCUCUGGAGUGUACAGUUGUAAAACUGAUGAUUCAGAUUUCAACGAUUUCUAUGUGGAGGUGAAAGCGCCACCGGUAACAUUUGCCGAUAUCCCAGAGGAGGACCUUUUCAAGAGUGUUGUGGAACAAGAACAGCUUGUUCUGUCGUGUGAAGUAUCGCGGGCUGAUGGUGUUGUACAGUGGUACAAAGAUGGAACUGAAAUGCAACCAUGUAACAAUAUCACAAUGCAAGCAGAGGACAUCAAAAGGAAUCUGACAGUACAUUCAGCCAAACUGUCCGACACAGGCACAUACACAUGCCGUGCAGGAGACAACAUCCUAAUGUACAAGGUUAACAUACGAGAACCUCCAGUGAUGAUAAUCCACCCCAAGGAGGAUGUCCACCUUGACCGUCACGUCCCUGAGGAAAUUAUUCUGAGCUGCGAAUUGUCUCGUCCAAACGGUGUUGUCAGCUGGUACAAAGACGGCCAAAAGCUGCAAGAGAGCGAGAACAUCAAGCUCAAGAUCGAAGGCCCUUAUCGACGACUGAAGAUUAUUUCUAGUGGAGUCGAAGAUUCUGGAGAAUACGUCUGUGAUACAGCUGACGCGUCAAUAUUCUUUCACCUUAGUAUUACAGAACCUCCAGUGCGGAUUGUGUCCCCAAGUCAGUCCCAAAUGGAACUGUGCCAGCAGACCUCUGAGAGGAUGGUAUUGAGCUGUGAGAUCUCACGGCCCAAUGCGGUAGUGCGCUGGUAUCGAGACGGACUCGAAGUGGAGGAGAAUGACAACCUUUUGCUAGAGGUGGACGGGGUCUACAGAAGACUCAUUAUACCAGAAACUACUGUCAAAGAUUCCGCAGAAUACGUGUGUGAUACUGCAGAUGACUCCAUGACAUUCUUUGUAAACAUAGCAGAGCCUCCUGUUCGCUUUGUACGUCCAAGGAAGAUGGCAGGUAGAGUAGACAAAGUGGCUGGGGAGACUCUGGUUCUAGACUGUGAGGUUUCAAGAUCAAAUGCCGAGGUCACCUGGAAGAAGAACGGGGAAGAAGUAGAAGACUCCAGAAAUAUCACCAUCCUUGAGGAUGGUGUCCUGCGUCAAUUAACCGUUCACUCACUAACAAUGGAAGAUGCUGGGCAAUAUGUCUGCGACGCAAAGGAUGAUGUGAUGGAUUUCCACGUAAAUGUACAAGAGUUGCCUGUAAAAAUUCUUGGAAAAACUGAUGCAAAAAGAGAAAAGCAGUUCUUAGUAUCAGAUGACAUUAUUCUAGUGUGUGAAUUAUCGAGAUUCAAUGCCUCAGUCAGUUGGUACAAAGAUAAUCAGCUAAUUGAUGACACCGAGCGAUACUGUAGCGAGGAGCAAGGCGUUUUCCGAUCACUGGUUGUCCUAAAUGCUGGGCUUGAAGAUUCGGGAGAGUACACCUGUGAUGCAGUGGAUGAUAAGAUUGUCUUCUAUAUCACUGUCAAAGAGCCUCAAGUACAGAUCAUUGGAAACUCAGGCCACCCGGAGCAUCAUAUCCUGGUAGCAGGAGAUGACCUUAUUUUGGAGUGUGAAGUGUCUCGGCCGAACGCCACCGUUCAGUGGUUAUGGAAUGGCGAGAAGUUGAAACCAGACACUCGUAUAAAAAUUGACAGCUAUGACGUUGUGAGGAAGCUUGUUCUCUCUGGACUUCGGCCCUCAGACUCUGGAAAAUACAUUUGUGAUGCCGCCGAUGACAAAUUAACAACAAUUGUUGAGGUCCAAGAGCCGGCGGUCAAGUUUGAGAAUAAAAAAGCAAGUAAUAACGUCUCAGCUCAUGAAAAUGAGAGUGUUACGCUGUAUGCCGUCGUGAGCCGAGAAAGAGCUAAUGUUCGUUGGCUGAAAGGUGGCCAGCUAUUGAACGGGGACAACAUUCACAUCUCCAGUGAGGGUAAUACCCACAAGCUCACCAUUAAUCCCUUGCAGCUGUCAGAUUCUGGAGAAUAUGUCUGUGACGUAAAGACAGAUGAGAUGUAUUUCAGUCUUUUAGUCAAAGAAAUGAAGAUGAAAUUUAUCAGACCCCUGGAGAACAUUGUGUCUCUGGAGGGCAGAAGCCUUAUAUUACGAUGUGAGAUCAACAAGCCCAAAGGAGAUGUCCAGUGGCUAAAAGAUGGCCAAGAGAUCUCUCCAAGCCGUCGGCACACAAUAAGGGCACAAGGUCGAGAGCGAACCUUUACCAUCCACCAACUAGUGGAAGAAGAUGCUGGAGAGUAUGCCUGUGAAUCCACAGAUGACAGGACCUCAGCUACUGUCACUGUAGAAAAUCCCCGUGUUGUGGAGUUCAUAGCGGAGCUUCGUAACAUCACGGUCUGCGAAGGAGAAGAUGCAGUAUUUAAGUGUGUGGUUUCACCAGAGGACACUCAGUUGGUGUGGCGCUUAAAUGGCAAGCAAGUAGCUCUGAAUGAGCGCACUGUCAUUUCAAGUAACGGACUGUGCCACAUGCUCUGCAUCCACAACUGCAUGGUUUCAGAUGGCGGCAGAGUGACAGCUGAUGCAGAGGGGUUGGUAUCAGAGGCAGAACUCCAGAUUCAAGAGCAACAGGUGUUGUUCACCAAGAAAAUGACACCAGUUGUAGCUGAAGAGUACGCUGACGCAACUCUAGAGGUGGAGGUGAGUCUGGAUUCGGGAGAGGUGCAGUGGAUGAGGCAAGGGGUGCUGAUCCACCCCGGAGCCAAGUAUAACCAGAAGCACAAUGGCCGAAACCACAACCUUACCGUCCACAAACUGGCCAUGUCGGACCGGGGCACCUACAGCUGUGAAACCCUCCAUGACCGCACGCAAGCCCAGCUCACAGUGGAACCUCGAAAAAUCACAAUCAAAAGAGGGCUGGCUGACAUUAAAACCACAGAGAGAGAAACGGCAUCUUUUGAGGUGGAGCUCUCCCACCCCAAUGUCCCAGGCACCUGGAUGAGGAACGCAAUCCGGCUUAAGCCGACAAAUCACUUCCGUAUGAGUGCUAAAGGACAAGUCCACAGCCUCACCAUCUCCAACCUAUCAGUAGAAGACACCGGCACCUUCAUGUUCUGUGUAGAGAAUCUGAAGACGUCUGCAAGGCUUGUUGUGAAGGAGCCCCCAGUGACCAUCUUCAGGACGCUGGAAGACCAGAAAUUCCCUGACGGGGCAGUAAUCUCUAUUGAGUGCGAGCUGUCAAGACACAACGUUGAUGUGAAAUGGUUGAAGAAUGGGGUUGAGGUGAAACCAGGCAAGGAGUUGCGCAUUUAUGCAAUGGGAAGGAAACGCUUUCUUCAGAUCAUGAAAUGCCAUGUCAGUGAUUCUGGCCUGUACACCUGCGAUGCUGGAGAUGCUACAACAUGCUGCACUGUGGAGGUCUAUGAGCGUGAUCUGCUGAUCCUGCAGGGCCUGGAGGACGUGGACAUCCAAGAAGAUCAGAAUGCGGUGUUUGUCUGUGAGAUCUCAGUGGAGGAUGUGGCAGGAGAAUGGUACAAAAAUGGGGAGAGGAUACAACCCACCAGCACCAUCAAGAUCCGGCAGGAAGGGACCAAACAUUUUCUUCUUAUGUGCAAUGUGAAAGCAGAGGACUCUGGAGAGAUCAAGUUUGUCACCAGACAUGUCGAAUCUGUCGGUUACCUGGAGGUGGAAGAGCUUCCUGUGAACAUUGUGAAACCUCUGCAGGAUACGACCGCCCUAGAGAAGACCCGUGUGCUCCUCGACUGCACUGUGUCCAACCCCAGAUGCAGCAUCCGCUGGUACAAAGGCAGCAAUGUCAUCCUGCCCUCUGAACGCUUUGAGAUCUGCAGUGAAGGCUGUUAUCGCAAACUGAUCCUCCAGCAGGUGCUGCUAGAUGAUGAGGGCAUGUACAGUGUGCAGGUUGGAGAGUACACAUGCUCUGCAAAACUGACAGUGGAGGCCCAGUCACUGUCAAUGAUCAGAGAGCUGAAGGACGUGGAAGUCAUGGCCCCCGAUGAAGCCUGCUUUGAAUGUGAGGUCUCGGUCCCGGUCCACAGAGCCCCUGCGUGGAGUCUGAAUGGGGAGCCCUUACAGCCGAGCUCUCGGGUGCUCCUGGAGAAGAUGGGCACGGUCCACAGGAUGACCCUCAGACAAACCUCCCCGGACAUGAAUGGACUGGUGGAGUUCACCUCUGGGAAAGCUAAAAGCAGAGCCCAGCUUCGGGUGCUGAGUGAUCCGUGAGUGACCUCUCCUGUCUGUCGUCACCUCAUUGACAUGGAUUGAUUAUUAUAUUGACGCUUUAAGUUGUAACAUUGACAUUGCUUAUGUAUUUACAAACAGUAUGUCUAUAAAAGUGGUUUAAACAGGGUUGUGAUGGAUUCUCAUGCAGGGAGUGGAUUUUCUUUUAGUAUCUUGCCUUUAACAAUUGAAAAAAUGAAAUUUCUGUUUGUAUA